This is a messenger RNA of Struthio camelus australis, 2723 nucleotides long. The record is from RefSeq and is a predicted model, not a curated record. Lineage: Eukaryota; Metazoa; Chordata; Aves; Struthioniformes; Struthionidae.
UGUCAGGUUUAUUUAUUUUUUGUAUCUGAACCUCACCUGAAAGGGACCUGAGCAGUCACAACCGUUUCCUAAGCUAUUUUAGAAAUUCUUAGUCGUUGGAGGGGGGUAACUGUGGAAAAGGUUGAGGCUGAAACUCUAGUGGCCAGCUCCACACAGUAAUAAGGAAAACGCCAGUAGGUUUGCUGGGAAAUUAGUGUGAGCACAACUGCUGUUAAAUUCUCUGAAUAUAUCAAAGAGCCUUAUUGUUGUACUCAGGUUUUAAUUCCCUAUUAGUUUCAGGAAAUACAUGUCCUUAGAGCAAUGAGAGGAAACUUCGAACGCUUUUCUUCCUCUUGUGCUGGGUGUGGGCUUGGUGCUGCCUAAUUGUUCGUCUGUCUGAUGCCUGUAGUUCCAUAGGGGAAAAGAACAAACCCAUUUACAUUUGUGUCAUUGCUGCGUGCUUUCAAACAUGUGGCCUAGUUUGUUUCUUUUCUUUUCUUUUCUUUUUUAAGAUCAAAGGUGACAAGAAAAGCAGAGCAGAGAAGUGCAGAAUGAUGCAGGGAACACAGAUGUAAAGAACAAAGGAGAGACGAAGGAGCCGAAUCUGGUGUAGUGGGGAGAGAAGAAGCCUAAAUGCAACUCCUUCUAACGCAAGUAACAAUGCCUGUUGAAAGAAUGCGGAUGCGCCCAUGGCUGGAAGAACAAAUAAAUUCUAACACUAUACCAGGGCUGAAAUGGCUAAAUAAGGAGAAGAAGAUUUUUCAGAUUCCCUGGAUGCAUGCUGCAAGACAUGGGUGGGAUGUUGAAAAAGAUGCUCCGUUGUUUAGAAACUGGGCAAUUCACACAGGAAAAUACCAGUCAGGAGUAGAUAAACCUGAUCCAAAAACAUGGAAGGCAAACUUCCGGUGUGCUAUGAACUCUUUGCCUGAUAUAGAAGAAGUGAAGGAUAAAAGUAUAAAGAAAGGAAACAAUGCCUUCAGGGUGUACCGGAUGUUGCCGUUAUCUGAAAGACCUUCCAAAAAAGGAAAAAAACCAAAGUCUGAGAAGGAUGACAAAUUCAAACAAAUUAAGCAAGAGCCAGUUGAAUCAUCUUUUGGGAUUAAUGGGCUAAAUGAUGUCACUUCUGACUAUUUCCUGUCCUCCAGUAUAAAAAAUGAAGUUGACAGUACAGUGAACAUUGUAGUUGUAGGACAGCCGCACCUUGAUGGCAGCAGUGAGGAGCAGGUGAUAGUUGCCAAUCCUCCUGAUGUUUGCCAGGUAGUAGAGGUGACAACAGAAAGUGAUGAACAGCCCCUCAGCAUGAGCCAGCUCUACCCCCUACAGAUCUCCCCGGUUUCAUCCUACGCAGAAAGUGAAACGACCGACAGCGUUCCAAGUGAUGAAGAAAACGCAGAGGGACGACUUCAUUGGCAGAAGAAAAACAUUGAAGGCAAACAAUAUCUGAGCAAUCUGGGAAUGAGGAACACUUCUCAUAUGCUUCCCAGCAUGGCUACUUUUGUAGCCAACAAGCCUGACCUCCAGGUCACCAUCAAAGAAGAAAGCUGCCCACUGCCUUACAACAGCUCCUGGCCCCCCUUCUCAGACAUCCCUCUGCCACAAGUAGUGUCCACAGCCUCCACUAGUAGCAGCCGACCAGACCGCGAGACACGGGCUAGCGUCAUCAAGAAAACGUCAGACAUCACCCAGUCGAGAGUCAAGAGCUGCUAAGCCAUUGACGGUGUGUUUUUUAGCUUUGUUUUGUUUGGUUUUGUAUUUUAUGUUUCUCUAGGAGAGGUUCAUCCCUUGACGCACAUUAGACAAAUCUAAGGUAAAGCCUUGGCAAUAUAAAACGUUGCUGUGUCCGACUCCAGUGCUGGAGUGUUUUUUAACUCAGGACUCCAGCCAUCAGUAUGUACACCUGAACCCAGACGGACUUCCAAGGUUACUACGUAGGAAAAAAACCAAGAACUUUGGCCCACUCGCAGGUUCCAGUGCUUCAUAAGAGGACCAACUGACCACAAGGGAAGUGGUGCUGCUGCGCUUCUUGCUGUCAAGGCUGUGAUGGAACUGAAAGCCUCAGAAUGGAAGAGAAAAUGUGAACUAGCUGGAAUAUUUUUAAAUAAAAAAAAAUCUAUUGUGAAUAUUGUACAUAGUGCAGUACUAGCAACGUUGCAGUCUGCUUCUGCACCUUAUUAAGAAAGCACUUACGAAAAGCCUUUUAUUACCUUGCUCUAAUUAAUGGCACAUUGAAGGUCCCUCCCCACCUAUAUUCUUUUCCAAGGCUAUUCUUGCUAAAGUGUCUUUAAAGAAUAGAGGAAAGGAAAGGAAGGUAGAACUUCCCAUGUGGAUUUCAUACAUUUUAAGACUGCUUUUCUCAUGUUUGUUUCUAAUCUGCUAUGCUUGAAUGCCGCGUGGUACAAUAGGAAGAAAAAAAAAAACUAUUACAGAGAUAUUAUGCAAAUUCCCAGAUUUAAAAAAGAAGAAGAAAAAAAUACUCUAAUUCUAACCAGAGCAAGCUUUUUUAUUUUUUAUACAGGGGAAUAUUUUAUUCAAAGUAAAAUUCUAAAGUGAAUAUAAUUUUUUUUAAUCUUUUCUACAGCAAAUUUAUAAUUUUAAGAUUCAGUCCUUGGUUAUCAGCAGUUAUUACAUCCUUGUGGCACAUUUUUUUUUUUUAAUUUUGUAAAGGUGAAAUAGCUUUUAUGAGCUCAUGUAGCAAUCAGAUUAUCCUGUGGAUUGAUAAUAAAUAUGGUAUAUAGUUAAAUUUU